Poecilia reticulata (guppy) is the source of this 738-nucleotide messenger RNA. The record is from RefSeq and is a predicted model, not a curated record. NCBI's taxonomy places the organism in Eukaryota, Metazoa, Chordata, Actinopteri, Cyprinodontiformes, Poeciliidae.
AUGUCUCACCUUGACCAAGUCUGCACAACUUGGGGAAACUAUCACUUCAAGACCUUCGAUGGGCAUUUCUUCCAGCUGGGCUCCACCUGUAACCAUGUGUUGGUCUCCCACUGCGGGGGAAGCUAUGAGAGUUUCAUCAUCCAGAUGAGGCGGGGCCUGGUCAACAACACCGCCACCAUCAGCAGCAUCACCAUGAAGCUGGAUGGCUCAGUGGUGGAGCUCUCCAACAGCUCCGUCAUAUUCAACGACCAGAUGGUGUCUCUGCCACUUGUUGCCUUUGGAGUGACAAUCAAAAGGACCACAUCCAGCAUCUUUGUUGAAGCCAAUCUUGGAAUCAAGGCUAUUUGGAAUUUGGAUGACUCCUUAGAUAUUGAGCUGGAUAGCAAAUAUCAGAACCAGACCUGCGGACUGUGUGGAAACUUUGAUGGGAUAGCUAAUGAUUUUAUGAAAGAUGGGGCUGUGCUGUCUGUAGUGGACUUGGCUGAGACUUACAAGGUAAACGGGCCCACUGAGACGUGUGUGGAACCCGACCUCAGCCCGAUCCGGAGCUGUGGGGAUAAGCUGCUUUGUGAGAAGACCUUCACCAACGAUCCGUUCAGCAGCUGCCAGAACCUCCUGGAUGUGGAAUCAUUUACCAAGGCGUGCAUGGCAGACAUGUGUAACUCAGAAGAGAACACAGAGUCCAUCUUGUGCAAAACCAUCUCAGAGUUCUCCAGACAGUGCGUCCAUGCAGAUUAG